AUGGCAUCAGGUGCACGGGGAAUCGGAGGCCUAGGCCUCAAGGUUACAGGCGCUCUGAGUGGCACCGUCUUUGUAGAGUCCCUAGACUGUACCGUCGGAUCGCUUCGCACAGAAAUAUCACGUCUUAUGGGUGGAGACGCUGUUGUGAAGAUGAUUGUGGGCGGCAGGACCCUACAGGACGACAGCCGUACACUCCACGAAGCUGGCGUUACCGCUACCUCCCGCAUCUUGGUGACUCGCGGCAGCAGUGCCUCCUCCGACGACGGGGGUGUCGCCGCCGUCAACACCGGAGCCGACCGCGCGCGGCGACUGGAGUGGGUUCGGAAGGCUGCCGAGGCCCUGGCUGCCAGGGACUCCCGGGGACUCAGUGACGACUACGCACUGGACGUUGAGAACCAGUCGGGCUCCUCUGUUGCCGUACGGCCCGAGGACCGCCGUAAUCUGGUGCUGGGGCUGGUACUGCAUGACAAGGCCAAGGCGACUUUGAAGAGGGGCGAUUACGCCACCGCACUGGAGGAGCUGCUGCUGGCCGAGGAGGCGCUAGCCCUGUGCGACCCCUCCCUCACCUCCGCCAUCGAUAACCUGCCACUGCUGCUCAUAGACCUAGUCUGGGCGGCGUACAAGCUGAGGGACGUACGGCGGUUGGCGGUUAGCAAAGAGCGGUUGGCGAAGGCGCGGGCGGGGCUGGCAAGAGCACACGGUCCGCGACUUGAGCGGCUCCGAAACCUGACUGGCGCGGCAUUUAGUCCGGAGCUGGCAACCUAUCUCCGUCUGGAGGUGCUCGAGGGCCUUGUGGGGUACUACAGCGGAGAAAGCCGUACGGCAGUGGAGGGCAGCUUCAGAGCGGCUCAGGCCAAGUGGCGCAGGUUGCAGGUCUCUGACGAGGCUCUGGCGCUAUUGCAGGGCAUGGGCUAUGAGUUACAGGAGAGUCGUCGAGGUCUCCGUCUGAGUGGGGGCGACGUAACGGCUGCUGUGGACUUCAUCCUGGAGCAGCGCAAAGCGGAGGCGGAGCGCAACGCCCGCAGGAAGCGAGUAUCCGACUGGAACCACGAACGUAUCAAGUACGGCAAGACGCCGUCCGGGGAGUACGUGGAUCCGGAUCAGUUGGAUCGGUUAACGGGUUUAGGGUACGAGCGGCGGUUGGCGGCGGAGGCGCUCCGGAAGAACGGCAACAAGGGGCAGGAGGCCCUGGAUGAGCUGAGUAGCCCCGAGCGAAGGAGAGCUCUGGAACUGGGGCUGGCGCUGAAGGAGGGUCUCGAGGCGACGCACUUUGUGGAAAAGCAACGUCUUACCGGUCUAGCCAGGGCCACAGUUAGUUUUGAGGCGGCCAGGACUCAAGGAGCACCGGGCGACGAGGACUCGAAGCAAUUCGCAAUUGCGAUCGCACGUGUUGUAGAUGAGGUGAAAUGCUCGGAUAUUGUGGUUCUCGACGUUGCGCCAGGAAUGAUUUUGAUUAUUCGAAUCACCGCACAGGAUUUUGGUGAUGUUGUGCUUCACCUCUUCACAAACGAGCAGCGGGAGUACUACGACAUAGAGUCGUUCUACGCGGCAGCGGAGGAGGUGGAGCUGCCUUUCGGUCAGCCGGAUCAGGGGGCCCCCAGUGGUCGGUCGGAGAGCGGCAGUGGCCAGUCUUCCAGCACCAGUUCAAAUCCUACUUGGAGCACCAAAAUCUGAUUGUCGUAAUUUGAAAAAGCCUGCCAAAGCACGCAGAGGGGGAGGAAGGGGAGGCGGAACAGAAAAAACAAGCCGCUCUCUCCAGGCUGAAGAGAGGCUGAAGAGAGGCUGAAAGUACGAGGAGGCCGUGAUGCCCGGGUGUCCACAGGUCUCUGUCAAAACACACAAAUGUAUUUUCCUGGGAUGGGGAUGGGUGGCUGGGGUGAUGGUGAUCUCUCCCAACGCUCUCGCAGGCGUGUGCGUGCAUCGGUCUGUCGGUCUGUCUGUCCGUCGGUGGAUGUGUUAACUGCACAUGUGGUCCCUCCUCCGUGCUUGGGAGGAGGGGGAGAGAGAGAGAAGAGAGUGACACUCAUCAUUACUGACUGACCGCCUGGCCGUCUGGCUGGCUAGAGAAGGGAGGAUAGAUGGAUGGUGGUGGUGGUGGUGGUGGUAGUGCCGGUACUGCUGCCUUCCCUCCUUUCAUGUGUACCCCGCUGCGCCACUGCGGAGGGGUACCAAAUUUCUGAAAAUUCAAAGGAUGUGCUUGCAAGCAAAGAGUAGGCACACAUACACACAUAUUUGAGGCUGUCUCUUGCGGUAAUCGACCCCCCGGGGCUACCGCCGGUACUUUCCUGUGCUCAUGUCCCCCGUAUUAACCUGUGUAACCUCGUGGCUCUGCCGAAGCUG
Messenger RNA from Volvox carteri f. nagariensis, 2340 nucleotides. RefSeq lists its product as uncharacterized. The transcript has 15 exons. Gene Ontology annotation, biological process: regulation of ubiquitin-dependent protein catabolic process. Gene Ontology annotation, molecular function: protein binding. The record is from RefSeq and is a predicted model, not a curated record. Lineage: Eukaryota; Viridiplantae; Chlorophyta; Chlorophyceae; Chlamydomonadales; Volvocaceae. Bases 1 to 1674 code for a protein of 557 amino acids.